AUGAACAAUUAUAUGAAUUAAAAGAAAUUAUAAGUUGAAUAAAAAUCUCCUAGACUGUUGAUCUUCCCAAAAUAAAAAUAGAAUUAAGUAAACAGCAGAGCAGCAAUGAACUAUUUUACAGAAAUGAAAAAGGAACACUAAUAAAUUAAUCAAAACAAAUAAGUCUUACCUCCAGAAUUCUAUAUAUCAUUAUUGUCAUUAGAGCCAAAACAAUCACAAUUACAUAACCCAAAUAUCGAGUUGAUCCGAACCUUAAUUGAUAGUUAUCUAAUUAUCAUCGAAUAACUAAAUGGACAAGAUGGAUUGAUGAUUUAUUUUAAGGAUAAAAUUAAUAGCUUAUUAGAACAACCAUAAGUUAGAUAAUGCAUAUAAAAAAGUGAUGAUGCUUAAUUGCAACAAAUGUUAGAGAAAAGUCAACAAUCUUAUUGUAAAUAGUCAAAUGUGGAAGAGAUGGAAGCAUAUAUGAAUAUGAACAAACCCCAGGUUAGAAACUCCUUAGCAACCUUUUUAACUAUGCACGAUAGAUUAGAGAAGGAAUAUGACAAGGCAUAAUAGAUUUUGUAGGAUUAUGACGAUCAUGUUGCUCAGUUUGAUGAACUCAUGUAAAAAGAUCUUGAUAACCAAAAGAAUGCUUUGGAAGAUAGGCUGAAAAAAAGAAGUGAUAUUAAAAAAAGGUAUUCCGGCCAUGAAUAGAGACCUAACCCUAAUGAUUUUUGA
Paramecium tetraurelia is the source of this 717-nucleotide messenger RNA. RefSeq lists its product as uncharacterized. The transcript has 2 exons. The record is from RefSeq and is a predicted model, not a curated record. Lineage: Eukaryota; Ciliophora; Oligohymenophorea; Peniculida; Parameciidae.